CAAACAUGACGUACUUGAGCGUGUACGUUGUACUCAACCUGGUGGUUGCCGUUUACUGCCUUCCGGUGGCGGAGAUCACCAUUGAAGAUGAGAACCUUGCAGAGGGUUACCUGAAGAAGUUCUUCAACCUGACGGAGGAACGUGGCCCUCUUUCCAGACGGGGCGUCAAUCCAAUCAGUAAGAAGCUGAGCGAGAUGCAGAGGUUCUUCGGUCUACAAAUCACAGGCACGCUGGAUGCUGACACCAUGGAGAUGAUGAAGAAGCCUCGCUGCGGCGUUCCAGAUAACGACUUGGCACGUUUCUCCACUUUCGGAGGGAACCUGAAGUGGGAGAAAAACAGUCUUACAUACAGGAUCGAGAACUACACACCAGAUAUGUCCCAGUCCGAGGUAGAUGAUUCCAUCAAAAAAGCACUGGACGUUUGGGCUAGAGUUACUCCUCUUAGAUUCACAAGAAUCUACAGCGGCACAGCGGACAUCAUGAUCUCAUUUGGUCGCCGAUCGCAUGGCGAUUAUUACCCCUUCGAUGGUCCUGACGGGACUCUGGCCCACGCCUUCGCCCCAGCUCCCGGCAUUGGAGGAGACGCCCACUUUGACGAUGAUGAGAAUUUCACCUUCCGCUCAAAUUCAGGAUAUGUUCUCUUUAUGGUAGCCGCCCAUGAGUUUGGUCAUUCCCUGGGCUUGUCUCAUUCCGAUGACCCCGGUGCCCUCAUGUACCCCAUGUACUCCUACAGGAACCCUGACACUUUUAUUCUGCCUCGGGAUGACGUCAAAGGCAUCCAACAUCUCUACGGUCCCAACACGGAUCCUAGCCAGCCUGGUCCUACACCCCCCACCACUCCUGAUGCAUGUGACUCGACCAUGGUUCUGGAUGCCGUCGCCACCCUACGUGGAGAGAUGCUCUUCUUCAAAGACAGCUUCUUCUGGCGAAGCAACCCUCACAGCAGAUCCCCUCAGCAAACCCUCAUCACAAACUUUUGGCCCAACGCCCCGGCCAACAUCGAUGCUGCUUACGAGAGCCGGCAGUCCGACAAAAUCUUCAUCUUUAAAGGUCGUCGAGUGUGGGCUUUCUCCGGCUACAAUCUGGUCCGAGGUUAUCCGAAAAAACUCAGCAGCUUCGGUUUGCCCAAGAGCGUGAAGAAAAUCGAUGCAGCUUUCUAUGAUGUGGAAUCCAGAAAAAGUCUGUUUUUUGUAGGCAGUUCUUACUACAGUUUUGACGAAACCGUCAACAAAGUGGACUAUGGGUUCCCCAAACGCAUCGAUCAGACCUUUUCUGGCCUGAGUAAAGUAACGGCAGCUUUCCAGUAUAGAGGUUUUACGUACAUCUACAGUGGACCCUACAUGUUUGAGUACAGCCUGAGUAGUGGCAGAUUGUUCCGUGUACUGAGGAACAGCUACUUCCUACGCUGCACUAACUUCUAGAUCAACUAUUUACCUCUUGUAUUUAUAUAUAUAUAUACGUAUUUAUGCAUGAAGAACG
Messenger RNA from Doryrhamphus excisus (bluestripe pipefish), 1479 nucleotides. RefSeq names its product collagenase 3-like. Gene Ontology annotation, biological process: collagen catabolic process; extracellular matrix organization; proteolysis. The record is from RefSeq and is a predicted model, not a curated record. Lineage: Eukaryota; Metazoa; Chordata; Actinopteri; Syngnathiformes; Syngnathidae. Gene Ontology annotation, molecular function: zinc ion binding; metalloendopeptidase activity. Gene Ontology annotation, cellular component: extracellular matrix.